GCCUUCGGGAGCGGAAGUGCGUGAGGGCGCGCCGGUUCCCGUCCGGCAGGCGCGAGGCGCCGGGCCCCGGGGCUGCAGCCGGCCGGGGGAGCGCGGUCCCGGAGCCGCCCCUCCCCGCCAUGGGCCUCCUGUCGGACCCGGUGCGCCGGCGCGCCCUCGCCCGCCUCGUGCUGCGCCUCAACGCGCCGCUCUGCGUGCUGAGCUACGUGGCGGGGAUCGCCUGGUUCCUGGCGCUGGCUUUUCCGCCCCUGACCCAGCGCACAUACAUGUCGGAGAACGCCAUGGGCUCCACCAUGGUGGAGGAGCAGUUUGCGGGCGGAGAGCGUGCCCGAGGCUUCGCCCGAGACUUCGCUGCCCACCGCAGGAAGACGGGGGCUCUGCCAGUGGCCUGGCUGGAGCGGACGAUGCGGUCAGUGGGGCUGGAGGUCUACACGCAGAGUUUCUCCCGGAAACUGCCCUUUCCUGAUGAGACCCGCGAGCGCUAUAUGGUGGCCGGUACCAACGUGUAUGGCAUCCUGCGGGCCCCACGCGCCGCCAGCACCGAAUCCCUGGUGCUCACUGUACCCUGCGGCCCCGACUCUGCCAACAGCCAGGCUGUGGGGCUGCUGCUGGCGCUUGCUGCCCACUUUCGGGGGCAGAUUUACUGGGCCAAAGACAUCGUCUUCCUGGUGACAGAGCAAGACCUUCUGGGCACUGAGGCUUGGCUUGAGGCCUACCACGACACCAACGUCACCGGCAUGCAGUCAUCCCCUCUGCAGGGCCGGGCUGGGGCCAUCCAGGCAGCCCUGGCCCUGGAGCUCAGUAGCGACGUGGUCACCAGCCUUGAUGUGGCCGUGGAGGGGCUCAACGGGCAGCUGCCCAAUCUCGAUCUGCUCAACCUCUUCCAGACUUUCUGUCAGAAAGGGGGACUACUGUGUACUCUGCAGGGCAAGCUGCAGCCCCAGGACUGGACAUCGGUAGACGGGCCGCUGCAGGGUCUGCAGACACUCCUGCUCAUGACUCUGCAGCAGGCCUCAGGCCGCCCCCAUGGCGCUCACGGCCUCUUCCUGCGCUACCGUGUCGAGGCCCUGACCAUCCGUGGCAUCAAUAGCUUCCGACAGUAUAAGUAUGACUUAGUGGCAGUGGGCAAGGCCCUAGAGGGCAUGUUCCGCAAGCUCAACCACCUUCUGGAGCGCCUGCACCAGUCCUUCUUCUUCUACGUGCUCCCCGCGCUCUCGCGCUUCGUCUCCAUCGGCCUCUACAUGCCCGCUGCUGGCUUUUUGCUCUUGGUCCUUGGUCUCAAGGCUCUGGAACUGUGGAUGCAGUUGCAUGAGGCCGGAGCGGGCCCUCAGGAGGCUGGGGGCGCCUCUGGACCUGGUCCUCCCCUCCCUCCAGCACAGAGCGUGGGGCUGGCCUCGCUUGUGGCUCCCUUGCUGAUCUCACAGGCCAUGGGCCUGGCCCUCUACGUCCUGCCAGUGCUGGGCCAACACGUGGCUACCCAGCACUUCCCCGUGGCCGAGGCCGAGGCCGUGGUGCUGACGCUGCUGGCCAUCUAUGCGGCCGGCCUGGCCCUUCCACACAGCACCCACCGGGUGAUGAGCGCACAGGCCCCAGACAGAGGCUGGAUGGCACUGAAGCUAGUGGCUCUCAUCUACCUGGCACUACAGUUGGCCUGCGUUGCCCUCACCAAUUUCUCGCUGGGCUUCCUGCUGGCCGCCACCAUGGUGCCCGCUGCCGCGCUCACCCACCCCUGUGGGCCCCGGUACGUGCCGGCCGCUGUAUGCCGCCCUGCUGGUGCUGACGAGCCCCGCGGCCACUCUCCUGGGGUGCUUGUUCCUCUGGCGGGAGCUGCAGGAGGCCCCGCUGUCGCUGGCCGAAGGCUGGCAGCUCUUCCUGGCGGCACUGGCGCAGGGCGUGCUGGACCACCACACCUACGGCGCCCUGCUCUUUCCGCUCUUGGCUCUGGGCCUCUAUCCCUGCUGGCUGCUCUUCUGGAACGUGCUCUUCUGGAAGUGACGUGUGGCUGUCCUGUGGUACAGACCGGGGUGGGGACUCCCCAAGCACCCGGUGUUCUCUUUUUGGGAAAUAAACAGGUGUUUUGUUUUCAGCUGCUGUUAGGGCUCGUGGCCCACUGUCUGCUGUCCUUUUGGAGCUCCUAGGCACGUGGAUAAAAAGCUCUGUCUGAGGGCCUGGCAUUCCCACAUACCUCCUUCCUGGAGGGCACUGCCCUGGUCCACUUGCUGCUGGCAGGAAUGAGGGCCCCAGCAGCCACAUCAGCCUCCAAGGAGAGCCUCGGUUGGACACUGGGCUUGGCAUCUGGAAAUGGCACGUGUAGACCCUGCCCUGGCCCCAGCCCCACAAGCAUUAAGGGAGCUCCCUGCGUAUCACAGUGGGAGGCAGGGUGCCGGGUAGGAGGAAACGCUGUGGUGGGUAUGGCUUGGGGCCUGAUGGGAUCUGAAGUGCCCAGAGACCACACUGCUCUGUCUUCAGCACUGGAGUUGAAGGCGCAAAAGGGCUUGAGCUGGAGCCCUGCAGAAAAGCCCUGGGGCAUGGGGAAUGGCACCCGCCCAGCUUCCCUGGAGCCAACUGGCCCAGGCCAGCCACCCAUGAGAGGCAGGGCCGAGGUGGAGCAGUAGAGCCCCACCCGGCAUCGCCUAGGAGCAGGCGGGCCACAUACUGAGACCCCUGAAAGGAACUGGAAUGUCUAGUGUCCAUUCUGGAGGGGAGAAAAGCAAAAUGUUGCUUUUCAGGGUCACAUCAGGUCAAGAGGCAACUCCUCGAGGGCCAAGGCACCCCUGCCAGCACCUGAUGUGGUGGCUAGACCAGUCAGCCUCCUACCAGCCUCAGUGUGGAAGGAAGGCAGAGCUGCCCGCCUAGGGAGUCCGCUCAGGACCCGUGGCCCUUCGGUGUCACACCCAGAACGGUAGGUCUGGGAGGAAGCUCUAGCCCCCAGACCCAACCCUCUGUGGGUCACUGCUGGCUCUCUGAUGAGGGGGCCACGUGCUCUCUGUCCAGCAUUGUUGGGGGUGGGGGUGCAGCAUGGGUGUUGGAGACCCCACUGGGGCCAGCAGCCUGUCUUUGCCCACUGUUCCCAAGUCUGGCCGGAACCUCUGGUUCCUUCAAUGUUGAACAAACUGUUCUGCCCCGCCUCCCCCGGGGCUGGGAAGAGACUUGCAGCCCCCAGCCUCCCAGCGUGCCUCCCAGGCUGGCUUCUGUCAACCCUGUGCUCGGAUAAGUCACAGGACAAGAGUCCUCCUGUCUUCUAAGACGCACAAAAACCUCUGUUUUGCCUUGGUCUGUUGUCUCUCUCUUUGUGAGCUAGUAUCCCUUCCAAAGGAUUCCAGAAUCCCUCCCAAGCCUUUUCCCCAGGCUUUGGCCUUGAGCAGUCACUUAAAGCACAAAUCAUGAAAAUCUAUUAAAUCAGGGAACACACAAGUGGGGGCAGAAGCACAGAGAUCAUCUCAACUGUAUUCUGAACUUGUGCAGAACUCUUUGUACAAAAAAUUCUGAGACCAUGGGAAUGACAGAGUUGGUUUGUCAGGAAAGCAGGAUUUCUAUUCUGAUUUUCAGCAAUGUCACCUGUACAAUACAUUUCUUAAAACAAGGAAAUGUUAGGCUGUGGAAAUGUAGGUCAGGCGUAUAGCGGUGAGUAUAGGUCAUACAUAAGCGCUCUACUUGAUGGGGUGGUAGGGCCUGUACCUUGAACCCAGUAUCUGUUCUCUGGAGUCAUACAGCUCAAUUUUGAAUCCUGUGCUUUGAGGUGUGGCCACGUGACUGUGCUGUGGCCAGCAGGAUAAACACAAGAAGCUUCCAGGGUGAACACCAAGCAAAGACCUCACCCAGAGAGACUGGCCCUCUGAGCCCCAUCCUUUCUCUUGCCCACAGGGAUGUGGAACUGAUGGUUGGAACGUGAGUUGUGUCUAGGACGUGAGGUCCAGCCCGUGUCAAGAAUGGAUGGAGAGGAGCAGGGACUCCCUGGGCUUCACACAGCCCUGGGUUGCCAAACUGGGCUUCAUCUACUAGAAAGGGAAACAGACUUGUACCGUGUGUAAGCCACUGUCAUUUGGAGUUUUCUGACACUCAGAUCUAGUUCCAGCCAAUACAAGAGGGACCAUUGCUGAGUCCAGCUCACGUGAGGACUCAGAGUGGAGGGUGUCCGCUGGGUGAAUUUGGGAGUAUUUCACUAUUGUGUUGAUAAUCAGUACUUAAUAGUACAUACUCCUUUGUUGCUUGCUUUCUAGGCCCCAGAACAGAAGUGUCAUGGGGGGGGUGGGGCAGGGACACUGUCUUAUUUCCUGCUACUUUUCCAGCUCAGGGCCAGAUACACAGUAGAAUGUUCAUCUGUAUUUGUUGAAUGAAGGGAAAUCAGAGGGAGACGACCUGGAGGUCCAGAAGGAGGCUCCAGGGGGCAGACCUGACGGCUUCCGCAGGGGCUAGAGGAUCGCCUGUGCUGGGAGGUGGGGUGAGCACAGGAGGGUGAGGUGAAGGCCCCAGCCGGCAGGCCGCCCUCCACCCACUUAACACCCGGCAGCCUCCCCACAACCGGGCUCCGUGCGGAUGCUCUACUUGGCCCCGGGACGCCUCUAGCGACUCACCUCGGUGCCCCAGACUUCCUGUGCUCUUCUCAAGCCAUUUGCCUGGUUACCCCCACUCCCCCCGAGGCUCCAGUGUAGACAACUUGGGGACCGCUCUGGACACCAUUGUCCAAAACUGCUUCUGCAAGCCCCAGCUGCCUUCAUACCCCCGCUCAGGUCCUGUCUGCUGCUUCCUGCCAGGCCCCAGUGUGUCACCUCUGCCUCCUGAAUGUGUGGUGGUCACCUCUAAGUCACAGUAUUCAACCUGAACACCUCCCACCCCACAUACACCUUCUCCCCUAGCACGCUCGCCCAGGCCUGGACCCAGGGUCAACCUAGUCUCUCUUCAGGGGAUGCCCAUCACCCCCAGGAUAGAACCAAACUCCCCACCUUGGUCUCCAAGGCCUGUGCUUGCUCCUUCUCAACAUUGUCCUUGCCCCAAAAAGCAACCUGUACGCUACUUCUCUCCUUCCAGCCCCUGACACCAUUAAUCUACUUUCUAAUUCCAGAUUUGCCUAAUCUGCACUUUAAUAUGAAUGUCCUCAUACAUAUGUGUCACAACUUCCUUUUUAUGGCCAAAUAACGUUCCAUGUAAUGGACAUGCCACACUCUACCCAUUUAUCAGUUGAUGGACAUUUGGAUUAUUUCCUCUUUUUGGCUGUUAUGAACAAUGUGCCUAUCAACAGUCAUGAACAAGUUUUUGUGUGGACAUAUGUUUUCUCUUGGGCAUACACCUAGAAGUGGAAUUUGGAGCUCUAAAUUUUCUUCUUAGCACUGCUUUUGAUACAUCCCGUAUGUUUUGUUUUUAUCACCUCAUUUUCUAAUUUUUCCUGUGAUUUCUGUAACUGGUUAUUUAGCAAUAUGUUAGGGGAGCUUGAGUGGCUCAGUUGGUCGAGUAUUCGACUUUGGCUCAGGUCAUGAUCUCACAGUUUGUAGGUAUGAGCCCCACAUCAGGCUCACUGCUCUCAGUGCAGAGCCCUCUUUGGAUCCUCUGUCCCCCCCCCCCCGCCCCUCAAAAAUAAAUAAAACAUUAAAAGUAAUAUGUUAUCUAACUUUCACAUAUUUAUGAAUUCCCCAAAUUUCUGUUACUUUUAAUUUCAUUCUGUUGUGGUGAGAAAACGUAUUUUGUAGGAUUUUACUACUUUUAGAUUUACUGGGUAGCUCAGUUGGUUAAGCGCCUGAUCUUGAUUUAGGCUCAGGUCAUAAUCUCUGGCUUCCUAACAUGAAGUCCUGUGUCGGGCUCUGUGCUGACAUAGGGGAGCCUGCUUGGGAUUCUUUCUCUCCCUCCCUCUCUGCCCCUUCCCUGUUCAUUCUCUCUCUCUCUCUC
Messenger RNA from Acinonyx jubatus (cheetah), 5880 nucleotides. RefSeq names its product glycosylphosphatidylinositol anchor attachment 1 (gene GPAA1). Gene Ontology annotation, cellular component: GPI-anchor transamidase complex; membrane. The record is from RefSeq and is a predicted model, not a curated record. The coding region runs from base 120 to 2138 and encodes 672 amino acids. Gene Ontology annotation, biological process: attachment of GPI anchor to protein. Lineage: Eukaryota; Metazoa; Chordata; Mammalia; Carnivora; Felidae. The transcript has 12 exons.